This is a messenger RNA of Monoraphidium neglectum, 1908 nucleotides long. RefSeq lists its product as hypothetical. The coding region runs from base 1 to 1908 and encodes 635 amino acids. The transcript has 9 exons. Gene Ontology annotation, biological process: transmembrane transport. The record is from RefSeq and is a predicted model, not a curated record. Gene Ontology annotation, molecular function: transmembrane transporter activity. Lineage: Eukaryota; Viridiplantae; Chlorophyta; Chlorophyceae; Sphaeropleales; Selenastraceae.
AUGGUCACCCUGCCUUUCACGGUCGGCGUCUUCAUGGUGCGCGCCUGGGUGCCCGGCGGCGGCGAGGAGACCGUCGGCCGGAUGACGGGGCUGCUGGCGGCCUCUUUUUCGCUGGCCCAGACCGCGACAGCCUACGGCUGGGGCCUGUGGUCCAGCACCUACGGCCGGAAGCCCGUCAUGGUCAUUGGAAGCGGCGUCACCGCCGUCUGCCUGGUCUGGUUCGGCCUGAGCGGCAGCUACGCGGGCGCCUGCGCGGCGCGCGUCGUGGCGGGCCUGCUCAACGGCAUCAUAUGCGCCUGGAAGUGCAUGAUCGGCGAGAGCUGCGACGACCUCACCCAGGGCAAGAUCAUGGCGCUGAUGUCGCUGGGCUGGGGCAUCGGCUGCGUCGCGGGCCCCGCGAUAGGCGGCCUGCUCUCGCAGCCCUGCGACAGCUGGCCUGGGGCGCCGCUGUGCGGGGAGGCCGGGCUCUUCCGGGCCAGGCCGUACCUGCUCCCGUGCCUGGUGGUGGCGGCCUGCAGCGCCGCCAGCUGCGUUUGGAACGCGCUGCUGCUGGAAGAGACGUUGCCGUCCCUGGUGGCGCGGCGGCGACAGCAGCAGCAGGAGCAGCAGCAGCAGCAGCAGCAGCAGCAGAAGGAGCAGCAACAGGAGCAGAAGGAGCAGCCGCAGGAGAAGCAGCAGGCAGUGUUGGGCUUACUGCAGGCGCAAAGCGUCAGUGCCGGCGACGUGGCGCGGCGGCUAGCUGAAUUGUGGCGGGGCCGCAGGUACAGCCGGCUGCGCGCCGACUGCGCAUUCGGCGCCGGCGCCGGCAAAAGCGAUCGCACGGACACCGUUGCUGGCGGCCAGGGCCUGGGCCGCGUUGACAGCGCAGCUGACUUUUGGCUGCGGCGCGGCGGCUCAGGAAAGAGCACGGGCAGCCUCAAAGGCCAGGGUGUGUAUGGGCGCAGCGCGCAGGGCAGCAGCGACAGUGGCAGCAGCAGUGGGACAAAGGUGGCGGCAGUGGGGGCAGCCGCAGAGGUGGAGAAGGGCGGGCGGGCUGGCUCGAGCGCCGGCGCGGCCGGCCUGCAGCUGCCGUGCAGCUGCCCCGCGGGCGGCUCCCUGGAGAUGGCAGCCCUGAGGGUCGGCCGCGGCGACAGCGGCGGCGACCGUGGGCCUGAUGGCCACGGCGAUGUCAGUGCAGCUGCAACUGCGAAUCGCGACAGCACAGACCGCGGCGCGCCGGACGGUCCCUGGCACCGCGAUCGGCAGGUGGUGCUGGCGCUGCUGGGCUAUGGGGCGGUGUGCCUGCUCUUCUGCAUGCUGGAUGAGGUGAUGCCAAUCUUUGCAUCCGCGCCGAUCUCUGAAGGCGGCCUGGCCAUGGAGGAAGCUGACCUGGCGGUGCCCCUCGCCCUUAACGGCGCCUGCCUCAUCCUCUUCUCGCUCCUUGGGUACCCACCGCUCCAGCGCCGCUUCGGGGCCCUGCCGCUCUCGCGCGCCGGGCUGCUGCUGUCAGCCGCGGUGUGCCUCGCGCUGCCGCUGCCCUCGCUGGCGGCCGCGGCGCGGGGCGCGACCUCGGCGCUGCCGGCCGGUCUGCUGACGGCGGUGCUGGCUGCCAAGGCUUGCUGCGCCUUCACGGGGUCCAUGAUCCUCGUCAACACGCUGCCCCACCCCUCCCAACUCGGCGCGGUCAACGGCGUCGGCCAGACGCUCGCGUCCCUUGUCCGCGGCCUGGGCCCGCUCUGCGGCGGCCUGGCCUGGGGCCUCGCCGCCCACGUGGCGGGGGGCCAGUUCCUCGUGUUCGGGGCGGUCGCGUGCGUGGCGCUCGCGGCCGCGGCCCUGUUCGGGUUCCUGCGGGUGCCCAGCCCGCGGGACGGGGGCCGGCUGCGGGCCGACGACCCCGCGCGGGGCGGCACAUCUUGCUGCGAGGCCUGA